This is a messenger RNA of Pelobates fuscus (common spadefoot toad), 3284 nucleotides long. RefSeq names its product transmembrane 9 superfamily member 3 (gene TM9SF3). The record is from RefSeq and is a predicted model, not a curated record. Gene Ontology annotation, biological process: protein localization to membrane. The transcript is spliced from 15 exons. Gene Ontology annotation, cellular component: membrane. NCBI's taxonomy places the organism in Eukaryota, Metazoa, Chordata, Amphibia, Anura, Pelobatidae. Bases 215 to 1954 code for a protein of 579 amino acids.
AGGAGGUGAGGCACUUCCGGUUGCAGUCUCCGUGGCCGGAUGACGUGGCUGAGCGGCCGCUGAGAAGGCGGCGGGUGUAGCAGGACUCGGGGUUUCCAGUUCCAGCAGCAGCCGGAGGAGGAGGGCGGAGAGAGGAGACAUUACUGAAGCAGCCGCCGCCGACACAUCCCCCCCCCCCCGCCUUCCGCUGUUUAUCCCGAGCCGCCAGGACACGAUGAGGCCGCUGACGGUGCUGCUGCUGUGCGUGUCCGCGCUGUGUGUGACGGCGGACGAACAUGAGCACACGUAUAAUGACAAAGAAGAAGUUGUAUUGUGGAUGAACACCGUGGGCCCGUACCACAAUCGGCAAGAGACAUACAAGUACUUCUCUCUGCCUUUCUGUGAGGGAACCAAGAAAAGUAUUAGCCAUUACCAUGAAACUUUAGGUGAAGCUCUUCAAGGAGUGGAGUUGGAGUUUAGCGGGUUAGAUAUUACAUUCAAGGAUGAUAUCAUGCAAACAACUUAUUGUGAAAUAGAUUUGGACAAAGCCAAGAAAGAUGCAUUUGUAUAUGCAAUCAAAAACCACUAUUGGUAUCAAAUGUACAUCGACGAUUUACCAAUUUGGGGUAUUGUUGGAGAGGCUGAUGAAAAUGGAGAAGAUUACUAUCUUUGGACAUACAAAAAGCUGGAAAUAGGUUACAAUGGUAACCGCAUUGUGGAUGUAAAUCUAACCAGUGAAGGGAAAGUCAAACUUGUUCCAAACACAAAAGUACAGAUGUCCUACUCUGUUAAAUGGAAGAAAUCAGAUGUCCGAUUUGAAGACAGAUUUGACAAAUACCUUGAUCCUUCCUUCUUUCAACACAGAAUACAUUGGUUUUCUAUCUUCAAUUCUUUUAUGAUGGUUAUUUUCCUGGUGGGCUUGGUUUCCAUGAUUCUCAUGAGGACUUUAAGGAAAGAUUAUGCUCGGUACAGUAAGGAAGAAGAGAUGGAUGACAUGGACAGAGAUCUUGGUGAUGAGUACGGUUGGAAGCAGGUUCAUGGAGAUGUGUUUAGACCAUCAAGUCAUCCUCUUAUCUUCUCAUCAUUGAUUGGUUCAGGAUGCCAGAUCUUUUCAGUAUCCCUUAUUGUAAUUAUUGUUGCCAUGAUAGAGGACUUAUACACAGAGCGAGGAUCUAUGCUCAGUACAGCUAUAUUUGUGUAUGCUGCAACAUCUCCUGUAAAUGGAUAUUUUGGAGGAAGCCUUUAUGCCAGACAAGGAGGACGUCGGUGGAUAAAACAAAUGUUCAUUGGAGCUUUUCUAAUCCCAGCCAUGGUUUGUGGGACUGCAUUUUUCAUCAACUUUAUUGCUAUGUAUUAUCAUGCAUCAAGAGCCAUCCCAUUUGGAACAAUGGUUGCUGUGUGCUGUAUUUGUCUGUUUGUGAUACUUCCAUUGAACCUGGUAGGCACAAUUCUUGGCCGGAAUUUGGCAGGGCAACCCAACUUUCCUUGUCGUGUCAAUGCAGUUCCUCGUCCUAUACCAGAGAAAAAAUGGUUUAUGGAGCCAGCUGUUAUCGUUUGUUUGGGUGGAAUUUUACCUUUCGGAUCCAUUUUUAUUGAAAUGUAUUUCAUUUUCACUUCAUUCUGGGCGUACAAGAUCUACUAUGUCUAUGGCUUCAUGAUGCUGGUGCUAGUUAUCCUCUGCAUUGUGACUGUUUGUGUAACCAUCGUAUGUACAUACUUCCUACUAAAUGCUGAGGAUUAUAGGUGGCAAUGGACAAGCUUCCUUUCUGCUGCUUCAACUGCAAUCUAUGUUUACAUGUAUUCAUUUUACUACUACUUUUUCAAAACUAAGAUGUAUGGAUUGUUUCAAACAUCGUUUUACUUUGGAUAUAUGGCAGUAUUUAGUACAGCCUUGGGAAUUAUGUGUGGAGCAAUUGGUUACAUGGGAACAAGUGCCUUUGUCCGGAAAAUUUACACUAAUGUGAAAAUUGACUGAAGAAUCCAUCAGGAAUGGGAGCUGUGGACAAGUUACUACAUUUUUUCUGGGGCGGGGGGUUUCAAACAUGCACAUGAGUGCCAGAAGAGAUUGGGUUUUAACACUGAGUACUGUGUUGGUCUCCGUUUAUGUGGAUGGCUUAAAACGGCAUCUAUUUCAUUGAUCCUAGGUUCUUACUGACUGCUUUCUCCAACUGUUCACAGCAAAUGCUCGGAUAAUAUGCAGUAAGCAUUACUACAGUACAUGGCUAAUCUUCCCAAAAACUAGCUCAUUAAAGAUGAAUAGACUAGCUCUCUUCAGUGAAGAGGACAAACAGUUUAUUUAAAGCAUUUGUUCCAUUAAAUAAAAAGAGGGAAACUUGGCUGCUCAAACUAGUUGAUUAGUAGUCUUCUUGGUACCUUCUAAAGGCUAUAGGAAUGCUGUUUCAUGAAACUUCCUUUAGUUUUUGUUGCCACUUUAAAUAUGUACGUUUAUAUUUUGACUGUGGUGUCCAUUGAUUUGCAGUGUCAAACACACCUGCACCUUUUCUUUGUUUAGAAGUUUUAAAAACAAAAAAAAUAUUAAAAACAAUCCUAUAUGUAGUAUAACAAUGUUCUGUAUCUUUGGACCAAUUUCCAACGUAUUUAUCUCUGAAAUAAUCAAUUGAAAUGGCAAUUUAAGAAUCCAUCCAAAGUAGGCUGAAAACCGGUGUUCUCGGCACUGCAAUUUACUGUAUAGCUAAGAAAGGAAAAAAAAAAUGUUAAAUGGAUUUUGUUUUUAUAACUGUUUCUGGGUCUAGAUUAAAAAAAAAAAAUAACAUAAACAAAGCUUUUAACUAAAUUCUUAUAUUACACCCAUUCUUCCCAAUUAAUAGUUUGUUUCUAUGUUUUGAAAUAAGUCUUUAUUUUCUUUGUUUUGGGGUGUGAAUGAAGGCUUUUCUUAAAAUGUAAAAGGGGAAAUAAGUGUAAAUAACAUUAAAUAAUGUAACUUAGGUUUAGAUCCCAAAUGUAUUUGGAUGUACAGGUUUAUUACGGAGUACUUUUUUCUGACAAUGAUUCGAUGUACAAAUUCUGUGGUGUCUGGUGGCUUUUUACAUCUUGCCUGCCAUUGCAUGAGACAUUGGUUUUUUUCUUCAUAAUGUGUGCGUGUCAGGUUUAAUUAUUUUUUUAUUUUUUAUUUUGGAUUUCUUUUUAUUUUUUAUUAUUUCCUUCUGAUGCUCUUACAGAAAAAAAGUCAAAUUUGUAAUUUAGAACAUUUAAUUUUUGUUAAUCCUGACUGGACACUUGUGUAACAUCUGAAGCAUUGUGGCUUUGGAGUGUUCAGAGAACUGAAAUAAAAUUUUCAGACAAAA